Neopelma chrysocephalum (saffron-crested tyrant-manakin) is the source of this 734-nucleotide messenger RNA. Its product is annotated as otoferlin-like. The transcript is spliced from 5 exons. Gene Ontology annotation, cellular component: presynaptic active zone membrane; synaptic vesicle membrane. The annotation marks the transcript as partial. NCBI's taxonomy places the organism in Eukaryota, Metazoa, Chordata, Aves, Passeriformes, Pipridae. Gene Ontology annotation, molecular function: calcium ion binding; AP-2 adaptor complex binding. The record is from RefSeq and is a predicted model, not a curated record. Gene Ontology annotation, biological process: synaptic vesicle priming; plasma membrane organization.
CCACGGCUACAACGCCUGGAGGGACCCCAUGAAGCCCUCCCAGAUCCUGGCCAAGCUGUGCAAGGAAGGGAAGGUGGACGGGCCACACUUCGGGCCGGGAGGGAGAGUCAAAGUCGCCAACAGGGUCUUCACCGGCCCCACGGAGAUCGAGGAUGAGAACGGCCAGAAGAAGGCGUCGGACGAGCCGGUGGCGCUGGCGGCCCUGCGGCACUGGGAGGACGUUCCCCGCGCCGGCUGCCGCCUCGUCCCCGAGCACGUGGAGACGCGGCCGCUGCUCAACCCCGACAAGCCGGGCAUCGAGCAGGGCCGCCUGGAGAUGUGGGUGGACAUGUUCCCCAUGGACAUGCCAGCGCCCGGCCCCGCCAUCGACAUCUCUCCCAGGAAACCCAAGAAGUACGAGCUGCGGGUGAUCGUGUGGAACACGGACGAGGUCAUCCUGGAGGACGACGACUACUUCACGGGCGAGAAGUCCAGCGACAUCUUCGUCAGGGGGUGGCUGAAGGGGCAGCAGGAGGACAAGCAGGACACGGACGUCCACUACCACUCGCUCACCGGGGAGGGCAACUUCAACUGGAGGUACAUCUUCCCCUUCGACUACCUGAUGGCCGAGGAGAAGAUCGUCAUCUCCAAGAAGGAGUCCAUGUUCUCCUGGGACGAGACCGAGUACAAGAUCCCGGCCCGGCUCACCCUGCAGGUCUGGGACGCCGACCACUUCUCGGCCGAUGACUUCCUGG